Molecule: messenger RNA, 1827 nt
Organism: Micropterus salmoides (largemouth bass)
Lineage: Eukaryota; Metazoa; Chordata; Actinopteri; Centrarchiformes; Centrarchidae
Product: enolase 4-like
Exons: 13
Coding region: 30-1733 (567 amino acids)
Biological process (GO): glycolytic process
Cellular component (GO): phosphopyruvate hydratase complex
Molecular function (GO): phosphopyruvate hydratase activity; magnesium ion binding
Source: RefSeq, a predicted model, not a curated record
ACUACAGGGAGAGUGAUGGCACCUGGACAAUGGCGUACGAAGGGUUCACCGGCCGUCUUUCUAAGGAAAAGCAGGACUUACACGACAUUAAAAAUUCUGCGGCAGAGUUUUUUCGGGUUAACAGAAUCCCCCAGGAGAUAGAGAGAGCUCUGAACGAGCUAUACUUCCACAAGCCCGAAGACGUUCACGGCUAUCUGGCAAAUCACUUUAUAAACCUCUCUGCACCACCAAAAAUCAGCAGACUGAAGGGAAAGGAGGUUUAUGAUGCAAGAGGACAGCUAUCCACUGAGGCUGAGGUCUUCUGCAUCAUCUGCAACAAGGAAAAGAGCAUGUCCUCAGCUGUCGUCUCCAGCCACUUUGGGCCUAAAGAGACUUCACUGGAUUGGAACACUCAGGUGAGGGCUGACCAUGUGAUGACUGCUGUCCAGUGGAUCAAUGAACCUCUGAACAACCUCCUGAAGGGCCUAAACCCCUGUGACCAAUCAGAAGUCGAUCAUAUACUCAGCAAUUUCUUCAUGGCCCGCCACCUGGAGGAGAAAGACAUCCGGAACAAGGAGAAGCAAGAGAGCCAUUUUUCCAGUGAGGCUGAGGUGGCACUUCCUUCCCCACCACCUGACCAGACUAAAGACAAGAAGAGUGUUGAUAGAGGUAAAAAGAGCAACACUGCAGAGAAGCCAUUUCCUUCAACAGAGCCACCGGAACCAGUUCUGCCUGGGAGCUUGGCCAUUGGCUCUGUGUCUCUGGCUGUGGCCAAAACUGGGGCACAAAUAUACAGUAUCCCUCUCUACAAGUACAUAGCAGCUCUGAACAGAAAGGCUCCGACACAAUUCCACAUACCUGUCCCCUUGGUAACUUUGCUAAGCUGUGGGAAGAAUUCUCCUGGAAAACUGAAUUUACUGGAAGAAGUCAUCCUGAUCCCCAAAGUGGGACAACGAGUCAGACAAAUCAUCACAAUGACCCUUGAGUUACAGAAGGAGAUAAUGAGAAUAAUGAACACUUCAACAAAAGCUGGGGCCACCCAGGCAAUUCUGUGUGACAGUGGAGCGCCGGCUGUGAGCUACGAGCGACCUGAGCAGCCUCUGGACCUGAUCACUGAAGCCUGCACUAACUUUGGACUGACAGUGGGAACAGAGAUCUAUUUAGCUGUAAACUGUGCUGCCCCUGAGCUAAUGGACUUUUCUAAAGGAAAGUAUGAGGUUGCAACAGGAGUUUUGAAGUCGCCAGAUGAAUUAGUGGAUAUGUACCAAGCCCUCAUCAGCAAAUACCCAGCAGUGGUGGCCUUAAUUGAUCCAUUUAGGAGAGAGGACAUAGACCAGUGGGAGAAGCUGAGCAAUGUUCUUGGAGACUCAUGUUCACUACUCUCUGACACCACGUACAAGUCGAAGACCCCGCCCCUUCUGGGAGCCAGAGGUCACAUCUUAAAACACAUCCAUGAGACAACAGUCAGUGAUUUGAUCCGCAUCACAUCAGAACACCAAGGUUCAGUGUUCGUGGGAACAACAUGCAGUGAGCCCUGCAGUGAUGCCUCUUUGUCAGAUAUAGCUGUGGCUCUGGGCCUGGACUAUGUCAAACUGGGAGGUCUGAAUGGUGCUGAGAGGAUGACUAAAUACAACCGGCUGAUUUCUAUAGAGGAAGAACUGGCCCAACAGGGAAUUCUGGUCUUCAAGGAGAAGCACCCACCUCCACUGUUCACUGAAAAACCACUGGAGGAGUCCACAGAGAGAACUGUCUGACACAGCCUGCUCACAUCUUCUGUUUCUAUCAAGAACAUAAACACUUAAAAUUUGUGUCAGUGUUACCACAAUAUAGUUUACUUUCAAAAUUCAA